Lytechinus variegatus (green sea urchin) is the source of this 5155-nucleotide messenger RNA. It is a transcript of the gene man2c1, whose product is annotated as alpha-mannosidase 2C1-like. Bases 301 to 3549 code for a protein of 1082 amino acids. The transcript has 26 exons. Gene Ontology annotation, molecular function: carbohydrate binding; alpha-mannosidase activity. NCBI's taxonomy places the organism in Eukaryota, Metazoa, Echinodermata, Echinoidea, Temnopleuroida, Toxopneustidae. The record is from RefSeq and is a predicted model, not a curated record. Gene Ontology annotation, biological process: mannose metabolic process; oligosaccharide catabolic process.
CUAUGUCGCGUCCCCCGCCGCCCGGCCGCUUUGGCGGGUGCCUGCCGGCGCGGCCGGACUAGCGUAUGGUACUCCAUCGUCGUCGAACCGGCUGCUAACGUUACUAUACUGAUAUAAAAUGUUACGCUUACAGAUUUUGCGAGGAGAAAAGUAAUACUUACAUAAAGCAACCGCCCCCUUUUGCAGAGAGCUUUCUAAGUCUGCUCUACCCUACCCAUAGCAUGCGAUGUCACUGCCAGUCAUUUGUCAAAUGUUGAUCAGGAGAGAAUAGUUUCACCUCAGCUCUACCCAAAAGAUUGAAUGAUGGCUGAGUCUGGAUCUGCCCCGGUUCCUCUCAAGAGUAAACGGUGUACCCUGGAAAGAGCGGAGAAGUUUAUAUCAGAUGCCUACUUCACUGACUGUAAUUUGUAUGGAAAGCUUUUUCUAGAAAAGCACCCUGUGCGCAUCACUCACAGAAAGGUCAAAGGUCGGAUGACCUUUGGGGAGGCCACUCAGGCAUGGAAUGCGGGUUGUUCCAAGUACCCAGCUGCCGAAGUAGUCAAGCCAGGGUCAUCAUAUGGUCCUACGUGGGCGACUCACUGGUUCCGCAUCCAGUUCCAGAUUCCUAAGGCUUGGAACAAGAAGGAGGUCCACCUUCUCUGGAACUCAAACUCUGAAGCAAUGGUCUGGAGUCCUUCAGGAGAGCCUCUUCAGGGAUUGAAUAAAGAUGAUCGAACCAGCUUCAUCCUAACCUGUCCACGUAGCUUGUUAAAAUAUGAACACCUUUACAUUGAGAUGGCUUGCAAUAAGAUCCUAGGAGCAGGGAAUGAUCUGAUCGAUGCGCCCAUAAUGGAUAGCACUUUCACACUAUCCCAAGCUGAGCUUGGUCUCUUCAACCGGGAUGCUUAUGACUUGAUGAUGGAUGUUGAAGUAUUAGUUGAUAUGGUUAAGUAUUUACCCGAGGACCGAGAACGCGGAUAUCAGGCUCUCUACACCGUCAAUCGAAUGAUGAAUGCUUGUUCGGCCGAUCAGCCAGAGACCUACCAGGCUGCUAGGGAUAUCUGCAGGAAAUUCCUUGAGGAAAAGAACGGAGACUCUGCUCACACCAUCCAUGCGAUAGCCAAUGCUCAUAUUGAUUCUGCCUGGCUUUGGCCCUAUGCAGAGACCAAAAGGAAGGUAGCCAGGACCUGGUCUAAUGUCCUAAGUCUUGCUGAGGACUACCCGGAUCUUAACUUUGCCUUCUCCCAGGCCCAGCAAUUUCAGUGGGUGAAGAGUGACUACCCAUCGCUCUACAGGAAGAUACAAGACCUGGCCAAGAGAGGGCGCUUCAUCCCUGUAGGGGGGUGCUGGGUGGAGAUGGACGGUAAUCUGCCGAGCGGGGAAUCGUUCGUCAGGCAGGUCCUGUACGGACAGAGGUUCUUCAAGGAAGAGUUUGGGAGUUAUUGUACAGAGUACUGGUUACCCGACACCUUCGGUUACUCUGCUCAGCUCCCUCAGAUAUUGGCGGGAGGAGGAAUGAAGAGGUUCGUUACGCAGAAGAUGAGCUGGUGUAUCGUCAAUAAAUUCCCUCACAAUACUUUCUGGUGGCAGGGCAUAGAUGGUACCAAAUGUCUUGCGCACUUCCCUCCAACGGACACCUACCAUGCUAGGGUCAACGUUGAAGAGUGUCUGAAGAAUGCCAAAAACCACCAAGACAAAGGACGCUCUGAUCACAGUCUGAUGCUUUAUGGCUUUGGUGAUGGAGGCGGUGGACCAACGAAAGAUAUGCUGGAGAGGAUGCAGAGACUUAAAGAUGUAGACGGCGUCCCGAGGGUCAAGCCUUCCACGCCGAAGGAGUUCUUUUCAACCGUGGAGAAAGAUGGAGGCAACCUGUGCACAUGGCAAGGGGAGUUAUACCUUGAGCUUCACCAGGGUACCUUCACCACACAGGCAGAGAUCAAGUACUUGAAUAGGAAGUUAGAACACAAGUUGCAGCUGGCCGAGUUCCUCUCAGCCCUUCAGCCCGCUGGUAAAGAAGCCCUGAUGCAGGAAACCAUCUCGGAGAAAUGGAAACGACUUCUCCUCCAUCAGUUCCACGAUGUUCUACCAGGGAGCUGCAUCAGGGAGGUUGUAGAAGAUGCUGUUACCGACAUGAAAGCUUUGAGCAGGGAAUUGGAUCUGGAGAAAAUUAUUUUAAUCAACUCACUGUCCCAGAAUAUCAAGGGAGGAAAGCCUUCGUCCGUGCUUGGGUCAAAGGUCAUAUGCAACCAUCUAAGCUGGGAGCGCACAGAGGUGAUUGACCUGGGCCAGGGGUCAAUGUCAAAUGCUUCCGGGUCAAGCAGUGAUAGUCCUACACCGGCCAAGAAGGCAAAGAAGGUGGGCGGUGGUUCUCAAAAUGAGGACAACUUUGCUAUGGUAACCAUUCCCGCAAUGUCGGUGUCAACUGUUCUUCAGUGCACCCCAUCAUCCACUCCUGUCCCUGCUCGGAUUGAAGCCGUCAGCAACGGUUACAAGCUCUGGAAUGAACACCUUUUGGCCUUUGUAGACUCCUGCGGAAGAUUGACCCAAAUGAACUUGAGUAAGCCUGGAGGACUCGAACCUGUCUACCAGAAACCUGAUGUCAUCCCUGAUGGUGGUAACUAUGGCAACCAGUUUGUGAUGUUUGAUGAUGUACCUCUCUAUUGGGAUGCCUGGGAUGUGAUGGAUUAUCAUCUUGAAACAAGGAAGCCCGUGAACGAGUGUACAUCCAUUGAAAUAGUAGAGAUGAACCCUCUACAAGUUUCUCUCAAGGUUGGACUAAAGAUCAGUGAGAGAAGCUACAUUGAACAGAGGAUCGUACUCAGAGCUCAUUCUAAGUAUCUGGAGUUCCAUACAAAGGUCCACUGGGAUGAAUCUCACAAGUUCCUCAAGGUGGAGUUCCCUGUCAACGUUCACUCUCCUGAGGCGACCUUUGACAUCCAGUAUGGCCACCUCAAGAGACCAACCCAUCAGAACACUUCCUGGGACUGGGCCAGAUACGAGGUGGUAGGCCACAAGUGGAUCGAUUUAUCACAGUAUGACUGGGGUGUGGCCAUCCUCAACGACUGCAAGUAUGGACACUCUGUCAUCAAGAAUGUCAUGAGGAUCUCAUUGUUACGUUCUCCUAAGAAGCCAGACCCAGAAGCUGAUAUCGGUGAUCAUGUCUUUUCCUAUGCCAUCAUGCCUCAUACAGGUACAUACCAGUCAGCGGGUGUAAUCCAAGCAGCGUACGAGUUCAACAAUCCUCUUGCACCGAUGCCAUUGCCCACUGCUACGACCCUUGACCUGAGGGAGGUCUUCACCAUAGCUCCCUCUUCAGUCAUCAUUGAGUCAGUCAAGAAGUCUGAGGAUGCUAACGACUGCGUGGUGGUCCGCUGCUAUGAGGCUUACGGAGGAGAAGUGCUCGCAAAACUAACAACAAAAUUAGAAGCAACCAAAUUCUCAAGAUGUAAUCUCCUUGAAGACGAAGAUGCUGAUUGUGGUGGGUUCUUGGAAGAAGCGCCAUCCUCAGUUUGUUUCAGACUCACACCAUUCCAGAUAGCCACAAUCAAAAUACAGCUAAAACCACACUAGCUGCUCAGUUGAAAUUUAGAAAUCUUGUACCAGUACUUUUGUUGGGGUAAUUCCUUCAGGUUGUGUCCUAAGAUGACAAAAUGUCCAUGUUAUCUAGAUAUUUAGCGAAUAUUGGAUGUCCUUGAGUGGGAUGUGAAGAAAUAUUGUUCUUCAGCGAGUAACAAUAUUUCUACGCAUCCCAUGAAAAUUGGUCAUCCAAUAUUGUUACUAUUAUUUAGAUACCCCCACAAAUCUAAACAUAAAGUAAUGAAGCAAAAAAAAAUGUUUUUAGUAACCAUCAUUUAUGGAAAUCCUGUAAAUCGUAAGCAAGGCGCCGGAGUAAUGUCAUUAACAAAAAAAAGAUAUCUCUGUAAUAAAGUAAAGAUGUGCUAGCGUAUAGUGCAAGCGCAUUUGAAUUCAAUAAAUUGACGCUCCUUUACCACACCUUCUGGCAACUAAUACGCAAUGUAAUUGAAUUGUGACAUAACAGUAGAUUAAUGAGCUCAAUCAUUAGCUUGUUGGCGGGACCAAAUAUUCAAUAUUGGAUGGUUUUCAUAGGCAUGCACGUUAAAAUUAGUUUUAAUAUUUUGUCUCUUUGAAACGACCUCCAAGACGUCAAAAUAUAUCUGCGCCUCUAAAACCCUACAUCUAAAUAAUAUCUAUUUUAUCUCACAGUGAAGUUCAGUUCAGAUGUGGCUAAGUCUUGUCCAUGUAAGGAAUGUCUCCACCCAUAGAUAUUUAUGUUUGAUCUUGAAAUCUUUUUGGGGUUUGCUGUAGUUCUAAAACUUUUUAACUGACAUUUCAUGGUACUUAACCUUCAUAUAUCAUUGGCAAUAGACUGUCGGGUCUGAAAUUAAUAUACAUCAUGAUGAUGUUCAACUGGGGCCCGUCUUAGAAAGAGUUGCAAUUGAUCCGAUCAAUCGCAACUAUGGAAAGCCAGCAAAGUCAACAUAUGAAAUGCAUGUUUGUUCAAAAAAAAUUCUAGAUAUGAAUGUAUAUCCAUAAAUUCAUUGAUUUCUUGACAGUUUGAUGUGUUCUCCUUUGCUUACAAAAAACAUUUUGCAAAUUUCCUUUAGAAAAAAUUAUGACACUGAUGGAUUUCCAUAGAGUUAUAAUUGAUUGGAUCAUUCGAAACUCUUUGUAAUACAGGGCCCUGGUAAACCUUAGUGGGACGCCAAUUUUAAGCCGCAGAAGUGAUCAUUGGAAGAUUUUUGCCUAUUUCAAAUGAAGCACAUUUUUUUUUAGUUCUGGUAUGUCAAAAUGAAAGAAAAGACCCAAUCCAAUGGAAUGACCUUUUUUAAAGGUCAAGUAAUUAUUUAUGGUAAAGAGCAGUCAUGUUCUUUCUAAUCUAUGUUCUUCUAGAUGCAUAUUAUCGUAAGAGGUCUGCAACAAAAUGAUUUUCUUCAGGGGUCUGUUAAAGACCUUUUGAUUUCGAUAACUUUGCCAUUAUGCUACAACUAAAACUCAUGAUAAAGCAAAUAUGAAUUGUGCAAAAUGUUAGAAAAAAUAUUAAGUUCCCAAGCAGAUAAAAUUCCGCAAAUGCAUGGUUAGCACAGCAAUCAGUUUUGCUGGACAGAUUUUUCUCGCUAGAUAGGCACAAUUUGAUGUUGCUUCGAUUUUCAUUGUA